Molecule: messenger RNA, 741 nt
Organism: Peronospora matthiolae
Lineage: Eukaryota; Oomycota; Peronosporomycetes; Peronosporales; Peronosporaceae
Source: the annotation of a GenBank genome assembly
AUGGCGCGGUGGUUGUCAUUCUUUGCGGAAUACAACUUUACGGUCGAGUACAAACCAGGACGACUUAAUGUCGUCGCUGAUGCACUCUCACGUCGUCCCGACUUUGAAACAGUCGCGAAACCCAACGGUAAGACAGUCACUGUUGCGGUUAUGACGUCCUCAGUCCCAUCUACAACGUUGUAUGGUGAUGUGAGGCGGGCAUACGCCCAAGAUGAUCGAUACACUACUCGCAACGGGUUACUGUAUUAUACAGCCGUUUCUGGUGACACACCACGUGUUGUCGUUCCAGAUGAUACUGAUCUGCGUUUGCGGAUUAUGUUCGAGUAUCAUGAUGCUCCUAUAGGAGGACAUCGUGGCCGAGAGAAAACGUAUCUCACGGUGAGUCGAGACUUUUACUGGCCCCGCCAGUAUCAGUUUGUGCGCAAGUAUGUUCGCGCAUGCGAAGUCUGUCAACGAGUGAAGUCAAGUCCUUCACUGCGUGCACCUUUACAGCCUCUACCGGUUCGGGCUGAGUUCUGGGAAUCCGUCUCAAUGGAUUUUGUCUUCGGAUUACCCAAAGACGCACGCGGGAAUACGGGUAUUCUCGUUUUGUUGACAGAUUCAGCAAAAUGGUACACCUUGUGGCUGUACCAGAGACAAUCACGGCAAGUGGCUGUGCUUGUGUCUUUAUUGACACCAUCUUCCGACUUCAUGGGUUGCCCCGUGAACUCGUAUCAGACAGAGAUCCACGCUUCACAGUAA